AGAAAAAAAAAAAAAAAAAUGACGUUGUUCGCGGUGCAGCAAGCCGCUAGUGUACGGUUAGCGGCAACGCAAACGACGCCGCUGUGUACCCUCGACGAUCCUUUGGACUCCUGAAAGACCGAGCUGGUCUGGUACAGAAAGGUGGUACACCUACAAGUGUCCAACGGAGUGUGAGAAGAACAACACUGAAGAAUUCACGUAUAUAUAGUGUGUAUACAUACGGGGUCUCCUGCUCUCCUCUCUUCCUCCUCUUCUUCAGCUUUAGUGUGCGCGCGAGAGGAUAUACAACACCAUAACCAUAUCCCCCCAUGUCCUUGCCUCUCCACGCAUACACCCUAUGCACCAUGCAUGCAUCCGUGCAUGGUACAUAAGCACACAAAGGAAGCUGCUGUUGCGAGAGUAUAUUAUAUACACUAUACGCUCAGAGUGUAGGAUUUAAAAAACGAGGAGGCGGUGAAUGGAGCGAGCGUUGUACAUGGAAUAUACAGUCAACAAGACUCUUCCGUAAAAAAGAAGGUACACGGUUGUUUUGGUCAUCGGAGCCAUUAGCCCCGGAAGUAACGGCGACGACGACGGGGUAGCGCCGCGGCUAUAUUUUCAAAUGGAGCCGACGACGACGGGGACGAGGAGCAGAAGUUGUAGUGGUUCGCGUCUGCUGGUAUUAUGCUGCCUUCUGCUGCUGACACUCGUGCGCUCUGCUGUUGGAGUCGAUCAGAAUAAUGUACUGUUCAAAGAAGUAGGAAGCAGUGGUAUCAUUACAUUAAACAGACCUAAGCUAUUGAAUGCCUUAAAUGUGUCGAUGGUACAACAAAUUCAUGCAAAAUUAAAAGAAUGGGAAUCAACGAAAAAUACAGUAAUAAUAAAGGGAAGUGGAGAUGUAGCAUUUAGUGCUGGAGGUGAUAUCAAGGCUACAAUUUUGGCUUUGGAACAACCAUAUGGUGAACAGGAAGGGUUUGUUUACUAUCGACAUUUUUUUAGCUUGGGUCAUCUCAUUGGCACAUAUAAGAAACCAUAUGUGGCCCUAAUGAAUGGUAUCACAAUGGGAGGAGGGGCUGGUAUAUCAGUGCUUGGAAAAUACAGAAUAGCAACUGAAAAAACAUUGUUUGCUAUGCCAGAAACAGCUAUUGGUGGUUUUACAGACAGUGGUGGCUCUUACUUUUUAUCCAGACUGAAUGACCAACUUGGAAUGUACUUAGGCUUGACUGGUCACAGAUUGAAGGGUAUCGACGUAUUGCUGGCUGGACUUGCAACCCAUUACGUUCACUCUGAUAAGUUGGAGGAUGUAACUCAAGAAUUACUAGCUAAUAAUAAUACUAAUAUUGAUGGAAUUCUUCAACCGUACUCUCCACGCAAUAUAAAACAAGAAUUUAGUCUAACACCCCACUUGAGUUUAAUAAAUAGUUGUUUCUCCGCUCCAACUGUUGAAGAAAUAAUUAAUAGACUUGAGACAAGUAACUCUGAGUGGGCAUCACAAGUUGUAAAAACACUAAACAAAAUGUCCCCUACUUCUUUAAAAAUAUCGAAAAAAGUAAUUGAAGAAGCCAGAAGCAAAAGUUUAGCGGAGUGUUUAAUCAUGGAAUAUAGAGUCUUCUAUAAUUUAUUUUCGAAAAAAUGCGACUUUGUAGAAGGUGUCCGAGCAUUGUUAAUUGAUAGGGAUCAAAAUCCAUCUUGGAAUCCUAAGGCUUUGAAGGAUGUUUCAAAUGCAUUUAUAGAGCAAAAAUUUGCUCCAUUACCGCCUCAAGAUGAGCUACAACUUGAAAAAUU
Molecule: messenger RNA, 1764 nt
Organism: Copidosoma floridanum
Lineage: Eukaryota; Metazoa; Arthropoda; Insecta; Hymenoptera; Encyrtidae
Product: 3-hydroxyisobutyryl-CoA hydrolase, mitochondrial
Biological process (GO): L-valine catabolic process
Cellular component (GO): mitochondrion
Molecular function (GO): 3-hydroxyisobutyryl-CoA hydrolase activity
Source: RefSeq, a predicted model, not a curated record